AUGUCUCGAUCUGGCACCACUCUAUACGUGACUGGCUUCGGUCAUGGCACACGUGCUCGAGAUUUGGCAUAUGAGUUUGAGCGGUACGGACGCCUGGUGCGAUGUGACAUCCCGGCUCCUCGUACAGCUUCCAGUCGGCUCUUCGCAUUCGUCGAGUAUGAGAGUCGCCGUGACGCCGAUGAUGCCUACCACGAGAUGCACAACAAGCGAAUUGGUCGGGACGACCUUUUGAAGAUCGAGUGGGCUCGAACACCCCCAUCUGCUUCAUGGCGUUUCGACUCUGGCCGCGACCGCCCUCGUGACCCUCGAGACAGUCGCGACAGCCGCCGCGACCGCUCUCCCCCCAGACGAAGUGCACGCUCCCCAUCUCCUCGCCGCCGUGACUACUCUCCUCGCAAAGAUGACCGCCGUGAUCGCUAUGACGAUCGUCGAGACAGAUCACGGAGCCCUGACGACCGCGACCGGGAAAUGAAAGACGAUCGUGAUCGACGAGACGAUGAUCGCGAGAACGGUACCAACGGCGAUGAUCGUAAAGUUUCCAUGGAUUCCCCUCCACCAGCUCACGACGAGCUUGACACCGCUGAAUAG
Molecule: messenger RNA, 588 nt
Organism: Endocarpon pusillum Z07020
Lineage: Eukaryota; Fungi; Ascomycota; Eurotiomycetes; Verrucariales; Verrucariaceae
Exons: 5
Coding region: 1-588 (195 amino acids)
Biological process (GO): mRNA splicing, via spliceosome
Cellular component (GO): nuclear speck
Molecular function (GO): RNA binding
Source: RefSeq, a predicted model, not a curated record